AUGUCUCGAUACAUUGGGGGAUUAAGGAUAGCGAUUCAGGAUCGUGUAUCUUUGCAGCAGACCUAUACAUUAGCAGACACGGUUAGCCUAGCCGAGAAGGUGGAGCGACAGCUUGGACGAAAUAGUAAAGGAUCGUGGGCAGCUUCUGACGGUUCGCGCACGAACUUUAAUCGUGGUGGGAAUAAACAGUCUCAAACUGUUCCUGAUCAAGAUUCUACGACAGAAAAGGGCAAGGGGCCAGCGACGACUACAGCGAAGAAGCCUACUCCAACGAACCCUUAUGCCAAACCUGACCCGAUCAAGUGUUAUAGAUGCGGACAGCCUGGUCAUCGUUCCAAUCAGUGCCCUAAAAGAGGUACUGUGAACAUGGUGGAUCAUGAAGAUGAGGAUACAGACCGAGACAAUGUUGAAGACUAUGAUGAUGGGUUGGAUGCUGAUGAUGGGGAACAACUCUCAUGUGUUGUGCGGCGACUAUUGUUGGCUCCAAAGGCAGAAGAACCACCACAGAGGCAUAAUAUCUUUCGAACGAGAUGUACGGUGCAACAGAAGAUCUGCGAUGUCAUCAUUGAUAGUGGGAGCAGCGAGAAUAUUGUAUCUCGGCACAUGGUGGAGAAGUUAGGGCUGAAGACGGAAAAGCAUCCCGCUCCUUACAAGAUCGGCUGGAUUCGCAAGGGUAAUGACGUACAGGUUGAUGAAGUGUGUCGGGUAUCCUUUUCCAUUGGCCGAACUUAUGUGGAUGAGGCAAUGUGCGAUGUAGUAGAGAUGGAUGCAUGUCACAUAGGGAAAGAUAACGUCUAUAUCUUUAAGAAGGAUGGUCGCCGAAUUGUGCUCAAGCCUCUAACCGAGAAGGGACCUGUCAAAACCAUUGUGGCUGAAAAGAAGAAUUUCUUGGUCGUUGACAAUGAAGACUUUAUGAAAGAUGUGAAGCAAUCUGAUGAGAUUUAUGCCCUUGUAGUUUCGGGAAAAGAGGAGUCUACCACUGUCGAAACUCCACAUGAAGUACAGACCCUCUUACAACAGUUUGAUGCAGUUAUGCCUGAUGAUCUUCCUUCUGAAUUACCCAUGCUUAGGGACGUUCAACAUCAGAUCGACCUUAUCCCUGGAUCCCGACUACCAAAUCUGCCACACUAUAGGAUGAGUCCGAAGGAAGGAGAGAUUUUGCAGAAGCAGGUGGAUGAUCUCAUCCAGAAGGGCCUUAUACGACCUAGCAUGAGUCCGUGUGCAGUGCCAGCACUACUAGUCCCAAAGAAGAACGGAGAGUGGCGUAUGUGUGUGGACAGUAGGGCUAUCAACAAGAUUACGGUGAAGUACAGAUUUCCUAUUCCACGCUUGGAAGACAUGCUAGACAUGUUAUCUGGUUCAAAGGUGUUCUCCAAAAUAUAUCUCAAGAGCGGCUAUCAUCAGAUUCGGAUUAGGGAAGGUGAUGAGUGGAAGACUGCUUUCAAGACAAAAGAAGGCAUGUACGAGUGGUUAGUCAUGCCUUUUGGUCUUUCUAAUGCCCCUAGCACUUUCAUGCGAUUGAUGAAUCAGGUAUUAAAACCCUUUAUCGGCAAGUUCGUCGUAGUUUACUUUGAUGAUAUCCUGAUUUAUAGCCAGAGUGGGGCUGCACAUCUGGACCACUUGAGGGAGGUACUAACAGUUUUGUAG
This is a messenger RNA of Asparagus officinalis (garden asparagus), 1647 nucleotides long. RefSeq lists its product as uncharacterized. Gene Ontology annotation, molecular function: zinc ion binding; nucleic acid binding. NCBI's taxonomy places the organism in Eukaryota, Viridiplantae, Streptophyta, Magnoliopsida, Asparagales, Asparagaceae. The record is from RefSeq and is a predicted model, not a curated record. The transcript is spliced from 2 exons. Bases 1 to 1647 code for a protein of 548 amino acids.